Molecule: messenger RNA, 2107 nt
Organism: Racocetra fulgida
Lineage: Eukaryota; Fungi; Glomeromycota; Glomeromycetes; Diversisporales; Gigasporaceae
Source: the annotation of a GenBank genome assembly
AUGACGCGACAAAAUAUUCCCCAGAGUGUACAACGAGAUUCUACUUCUCUCCAAAAUAUUCCUGAAAAUACAUUGAGAAGUGUCUCUCGGAUUACUAAUCAAAAUAAUACCCCUCCAGACAAGCUUCAAGAUAUUCAAAAAAAUAUCAACUGUCAAGAAAAUUAUCAGCAAAUAAUUGCAGGCGAUGAUACCGAUACAUUACAUGAAACAUUUAAAGAUGUUCAUACAAAAUUUAAUUCUCAUCCUUAUAUUACCCCGCCAGAUACUCCAAGUGAAGAUACGUCUCCGUACUAUAAGUCGGAAAUUCAGACGAUUCAUGAAGAUGAAGAUGAUAUUCCAUGUACCUUGCAAAAUUCUUUACAAAGAAUCGUUCUUGACGAUAUUGCCGAACAAGCUGAGCUAGAAGCUCAAUAUGAUUUGUCACGAUCUGAUACACCUCUAUUAAGAUCUCCUCCAUUUACUCGUAGGCUUAGUGAAUCUCGGGAAAUUUCACAUCUCAACUUCAAAAAUCUUUCUCAUGAUGUUAAAUCACGAAUUCCAUCUCAUUGUUUCAAAGCUAUCUUGGAAUUCCUAAAGGACGACAUAUCAACUCUUUAUACUUGUCUUUUUGUCAAUUUCUCUGUCUGUCAACUCGUUAUUCCUUUAUUAUGGCGUCGACCUUUUCAUCAUACCGUUUCAAAGUCUCGACUUGCCGGCGCAAGCCUAAUUCAAGUUUACUUAUCUUUUCUUUCUGAUAAUGAGAUUGGUCGAUUGAUCGAUUCCGGAAUUCAUCUACGUGCUAUUUAUAAGUCUUCGUUUAAUUAUGCAAAACAUAUUCAGGAAUUUGAUUCUUAUAUGGUUGAAAGAACCAUCAAAGAUUGGAUUUACGUAAUGAAUCCUCGUUAUUAUGAUUCUGUAAACAAAAUACAAAUUAUCAAUCAAGUUUUAAGUAACAUGCUUUUUCGUCACUCUGGGGGCCUAGAUAUUUUGUGCAUUAAUCCUGAUUAUGAAGAUGAAAAAAUCUUUUUCGACAUCUCCCAGUUUCCAGGCGCACGAGAUGCAUUAUCUAAAAUUAAAAUUUUCAUUUUGGAUUAUCAUGUGCGUUGUACUUCUUCUGAAACUGGUGUUUCAAAACUUGUCUCCAUGAUGUCUCAAUAUGCCCACAACCUACAACAUAUUACUAUUAAGAUUGGUUAUCUGGAUGAUCCUGUUCCUCCUAAUGUUUACCCGACUAUUGUCCAGUCAUUAUCAAAAUUAAUCAAAGCUCAAAAAACAUUAAAAUCUAUUGAAAUCGAAAAUAAUUGGGAUCCUUCAAAAUUGCUUCUGAUAUAUUCAUCAAUUCAUAGUCAAUCUCAGAAUUUAUCAAAAUUAUCUUAUACCGGAUUGCUAAUUCCAGAAGCAUUUAUGCAACUAUUGUCUGCUUGCACGAAAUUAGACACUUUGGAAUUUGAUGGAUUUUAUGAUUUAAAAAAGUAUUCUUUGGCUGAUUACGUCAUUCCUCCUAAUCCUGAUCUUUCAAGCAUUCAUCCAUUUAAUGCGACAAAAGCCGAUACUUUAGGAAUAAUUAUUCAGAUAGUUAACAAAAACUUACGAAAUUUAAUGUUAGGUGGUGUUACCACCGAUCUUUUGGAUAUAAUUAGUACUUAUUGCCCAAAUCUAACAAAGUUAUACAUUAAAGGGCCAGGCUCAAAAUUACAGUUAUUUAGAAAACUGUUAACUGGAUUAAAAAACCUUGUGGAGUUGGAUUUAGGCGAUAUUCACGACGACGCUACUUACGUAAAUCCGAUUGAUUUAACUACCAUAAAGACUAUAGCAGAAAGUAUACCUAGUUGUGUGCGAGUACUUGGUAUACAUUUCUCAAUGUCUUCUAAAGGAUUACGACUGUUUCUUGGAAAUUGUGAAGCAAAGCUUGAAACUAUUGGUUUAUUCAGAAACAGUAUGAUUAAUGACGAAAUUUUAGACGUUUUGGUCGAAUAUGCGAAAUCUAAGGGUACUCUUCGAAAGAUAAGCUACUUUCCUGAAGUUUGGAUUAGAUUUGGGCAAAAUCUUCAAGGUUUUUCUGAGGAAGCUUUGGAGAAGGCAUAUCGGUGGAUUCCUUCUAUCGGAAAGGAAACCAGAAACGAAAAGC